CUUUAAGAUGCGUCACCCCAUAAAAAUUACGUUUUUUAUUUUGAGCUUGAACACCAUUAGUUUGGUCUACACAAACAAUGUAAUUAAAGCCACCAAGAUAAUUUGUAUUCAAAAUUCAAAAUAUUUUGUAAAUCACACAUGCCGGCUGAAGCCUGUGAAUCGUUACAAAAGUGUGGCCUUUCUGGAUGGAUACCUCAGGAAAGAACUGCGUAAUGUAUCUGUCAAUAUUGCAUUGUAUGCCCGCAAUGAUGUCAACACCUAUAAUCCAUUUCUUGUGAAUUUCACUCAAAACAUUUGCUGGUAUUUGGGUCAGAAACAAUUCGGAACAUAUAUGAAAGUAUUCAUGGAUGUCUUGACCCAAUACACCAAUGUAAAUCAUUCCUGUCCCUAUUCGGGCUUGCUUAUUGCAAGAAAUCUCUAUCUUGAGGGCAAUUCGAUAUCUGCUUUAUUUCCAAAGGGCACGUAUAAAGGAGUUUUGAUUUUUUAUGAAGGAUAUCCUUUCGAUCACAUCGGUACAGUGGAGUAUUAUGCCGAAUUAUUUGAAGCAAGGAAAAUACUAAAGAAAAAAAAAAUUAAAUAA
Messenger RNA from Musca domestica (house fly), 580 nucleotides. RefSeq lists its product as uncharacterized. The record is from RefSeq and is a predicted model, not a curated record. The transcript is spliced from 4 exons. The coding region runs from base 8 to 580 and encodes 190 amino acids. Lineage: Eukaryota; Metazoa; Arthropoda; Insecta; Diptera; Muscidae.